Physcomitrium patens is the source of this 2374-nucleotide messenger RNA. The record is from RefSeq and is a predicted model, not a curated record. Lineage: Eukaryota; Viridiplantae; Streptophyta; Bryopsida; Funariales; Funariaceae.
UGCCUUCUAGUAAGCCAUAUAUGGUCAGAAGCUAUUGUGGAAUGACCUCUUCUAGUUUGUUGUUGUUGUGGACGAGGCUGGUUUCUGAUUUGACGUUUGUGGAGAGAUUCCUGCAGGCUGUCUCGUUCACAGCAUGCAGUUCCUGAGCGAUUGAGCUCACAUUUCUCGACCGCUCUUCUCAGGGCUUUCGUUAAGUGCGUGUUCUGGAUCCCUGAACACUGAGAUUUAUGUGUUGUAAUUUUGCGCGAGUUUUCUUUUUUGGAAUUACUCUACCAGACAAAGAGGAUACAGCUUCCAGGGCCUCCAAUUGAAAGUAGGUCGAGGAGCGGGAUAGUGCAAAGUCGACAGCAAUUCGUAGAUCACUACAAAAUUCCUCUCUAGGAUUUUUUUGUGCUUUGAAUCGGGCGAUUACAGCGCAAUCAGCCUGUUGGCCAAAAUGGGGUCUCUCCCAUCAGAUGCUUUGUUUCUAGGCCUCGACAGCUCCACCCAAUCACUCAAGAUCACAGCUAUUGACGCAGAGUUACGUUUGAUUGCUUCUGCAUCAGUUCACUUUGACUCAGAGCUUCCGCACUACGGCACUAAAGAUGGUGUCCAUAGAGAUCCCAAAGUUAAAGGGCGUAUCACAGGCCCCGUACUUAUGUGGGUGGAGGCCCUCGACCUCGUGCUCACUAAAAUGGUGAGGGCUAAUUUUCCCUUCAACAAAGUGAAUGCCAUAUCUGGCAGUGGCCAACAGCACGGUAGUGUGUACUGGACUAAAGGAGCACAACAGUUACACCUUAAGAACCUGGACCCUUCGAAGGAUCUCGUAACGCAACUCCAAGAGGCGUUUUCGAUUAAGGAUUCUCCUGUGUGGAUGGAUAGUAGCACAUCGGCACAGUGCUCUGCGAUCGAGAAGGCUGUCGGCGGUGCUGCCAAGCUCACUGCUUUGACAGGCUCUCGAGCUUUUGAAAGAUUUACUGGGCCGCAAGUUCGCAAGGUGUAUGAGACACAGAAAGAAACAUAUCAUGCAACGGAGAGAGUGUCUCUUGUGAGUUCCUUUAUGGCAUCUCUACUGGUCGGUAACUACGCAUCCAUUGAUCAUAGCGACGGUGCUGGUAUGAACCUUAUGGACCUUCACAGCCGUACUUGGUCCCCAGAUGCAUUGGAUGCAACAGCACCAGGGUUGGAGAAGAAGCUAGGACCCUUGGCUCCUUCUCAUGCAAUUGCAGGAAAACUGCAUUCAUACUUUGUUCAACGAUUUCACUUCAACCCAAAAUGUCUGGUUGUAAAUUGGUCUGGAGACAAUCCCUGCAGCUUGGCAGGGUUGGCCCUAAACCGGCCUGGUGACCUUGCAAUCAGCAUGGGUACUAGUGACACAUGUCCUUGCCUUUACAGAAGUUGCGGUCGACUGCAGGUCUUUGGUUUGACAAGAACCCCCCAACCUAGUUUGGAGGGACACGUAUUUCCCAACCCUGUCGAUCCCGAGAGUUUCAUGGUUAUGUUGUGCUACAAAAACGGAUCACUUACAAGAGAAGAUAUACGGAAUGAGUGUGCGGAUAGAUCGUGGGAGAAGUUCAAUUCACUUCUAGAAGAGACGCCUCCGCUAAACGAGGGUAAAAUGGGGUUUUACUACAAGGAAGCCGAAAUUUUGCCUCCACUACCAGUUGGCUACCAUCAUUUUAUUCUUGGGCGCGGUGAUGGAAACGCCUUCGACAAUCUUAAUGUUCAGAAGGUUCCUAAAUUCGACCCCGCUGCAGAGGUCCGAGCUAUUGUGGAAGGUCAAAUCCUCUCCAUGAGAAUACACGCUGAAAGAAUUGGAAUGCAGUGCCCACCUGAGCGUAUUAUCGCCACUGGUGGAGGCUCCGCAAACAAACAUCUGCUUGCAUUAAUUGCCUCCAUUUUUGGAUGCAGUGUUUACACUGCACAACGCCCAGAUUCAGCAGCAUUGGGGGCAGCCCUCCGAGCCGCGCAUGGAUGGAUUUGCCAAGAACAAGGCACGUUUGUACCAAUGGCUUCUGUAUUAAAGCAGGCAAGCGGGGAGAACGCCUUUCAGUGCCAUCUUCAAGCAAAAGCGGGCAGUGACGAGCUCCAUGCUCAAUAUGGUGAUUUGGCACCAGUUCGAGCCAAAAUUGAGCAGCAGCUACUUGGCGAGUCUAUCUCUUGUUGAACCUGCAAAAAUAUGGAGUGAAUUACCGUCGGAAUUACAGGCAGGAAGUAAAACAUUUCUGCUCUGAAUAUGUUGUGGUUGGUCAUCAUAUACAUGUUCGACCCUCCAAGUGCCUGUAGGUCCUUCAGAAAACUAUUCCAAUCUAAAAUAAAUUCUUCACACUCUUAGUUGCUGAUAUUAUCAAAUGUAAUGUAAUAUCACAUAUUAUGUGCGUUUUUUAAUGUGCAA